AUGUCAGAUACAGCAGACCUGGUGGAAGAAAUGCCCGCCGGCCGCGACGGUGAGCUUCAACAGCCGUCCAUGGAAGAACGUCAGCCGGUUCGACGAAUAGUGCCUGAAAUAUUUUUUGAAACACAGAAUUACUACCAGCCACAGCCGCAGCCGCAGCCGCAGACGAUCAGCCGGCGCACCAACGGAGGGCGCAUGCGUCUCGAUGGCAAACCACCAGAGGCACCGCAGAUCCAGACGCCGGUACAGCCUGCUGCUGCCCCGCGACUACUGCAAUUGUCAAGGAGGGGCAGGGGGCCAGUAUUGGAGAGAAUGAAAAUAAGGGCUGCCUCAGAGGCGUCUCGUGAGAAUGGAUCGGGCGGGAAAGCUGCAGUGCAACAAAAGCGAUUUUCUCGUGGUGGCACAGCGACUCGACGUUCUCCUCAUGGCGAUGGGAGGUAUGGUGCUUACGGAAAACUUCUUCGAGAUGCGGCAAGGGAGCUUGCGAUGCGGUCUCCUAGCGGAGUUCGGUCGGCAGAUGGAGGGUCACCGGCUAGUUCUGCGCGAAAGAAGGAACGCGGUCGCUCCAAAACGGCUUCUUGUGGUCGUGUUUCUCCUGAGGCUACACCCACGAUUCAUUCCUUUUCUGUUUCCGCGAGAGGCAGUACAUCGCGUGAACGAAGACAGCAGAAUGUAUCUGCGACCAAAGACAGCCCUGGGGACAUUGGGGAAGCAGUGGCAACUGCUAGCCGCAAUGGCGGGAGGCAAAGCAGCUCCUCCGUCUCUGCUUUGCGGCGUGUGGUGCACCAGCCGGGCCCCAUUAGACCAGAGAAUGGAUGUGUCUUACCUUUACCCUGCCAGAUGGCGAGAAGAAAAGUGGGUCAUGGUCGUCUGAUAGUCUUUGAUGAUUUGCUUUGGAAGCGCGAGAAAGAGCACCGAUGGCCUCUUCCCAACGGGGAAACAAAAGUGAUUGCUCCAUCUCGUGUCCCUCAGCUGACUACCGAGGCACCGGCGCUACCUGCAGUGCUGGAGGUUGCGCUUGCCGAUCAUUACCUUGCGGUGCUUAUGACAUGCCCACAGUCAGAGGUGGAACGUGUCGUCGCGAAGCUCUCGCCAAAUGGCUUCUCUGAGGUGGUGCAGUACCUGCGGCAAACGUACAGCGCUUACUUUUGCCCCAACACGCGAAAUUACACAUCCGUUCAACCACAGCCAACUCAGAGUGCUCAGCGAGCAGAGUGGUUGAUAAAACACCGUCGUCACGUGCAGGGCAGAACGCGCUCUAUUGCGUCUGGCAAUGCGAAGAAGAGCAAUGCAAACGGAACUUAUAAUCCGAUUUCAAAGGAGGUGCGCCAGUUCUUAAAGCUAUUCACGCGGGAGGUAUGCAUGACGUUCAUGGAUGAGGGGUUCGCAGCGUGUACGAUGCGUCGCGAACGUGCGAGGGCAGAGCAGCCACAAGAGGUCCAGGCUCGUGGAGUGCCACUACCGGCAGAUGUGUUGGAUUCUUUAUACAGCCAGGUUGUUACUCAGCUGCUCUUCCAGAUUCUCGGGUGGACUGAAAAAGAGGCGUCGCGAGUGUUACAAACGGUGGUGCGGCAAAUAAAGCGAUGCUUCCCCCCUUCUCCCAACCUAAGCCCGCAGAUGUGA
Trypanosoma cruzi is the source of this 1620-nucleotide messenger RNA. RefSeq lists its product as uncharacterized. The record is from RefSeq and is a predicted model, not a curated record. The transcript has a single exon. Lineage: Eukaryota; Euglenozoa; Kinetoplastea; Trypanosomatida; Trypanosomatidae. Bases 1 to 1620 code for a protein of 539 amino acids.